This is a messenger RNA of Orbicella faveolata, 1228 nucleotides long. RefSeq lists its product as uncharacterized. The record is from RefSeq and is a predicted model, not a curated record. Lineage: Eukaryota; Metazoa; Cnidaria; Anthozoa; Scleractinia; Merulinidae.
UCGUAUAUAUGAGCUUAAAGCCCAUACGUGACGUAUGUAAACUAGUAUACGCGACAGAAAAACCCGCGUAUACCCUGUCGUAAUUUUGAAACGAAUGGCCAACCAUAGAAAUUAGUGCAUGAAACGGGAAACUCGGACAAGUAGGCCUUUAGUCAGAGAAGCCAAAUGGAAAGAUUUGGUUUUAAAAAGGGGUCAACGAUUUGAAUAAAAGCCACAGGAAGAUGACUAGUCACCCGUAUGCGAUUCCCUUAGCGGGACGCAUUAGGAAGAAUAGCUGUGCAUAUUUACAGACAUAUGCUGAGAGCUAAAAUGCAAAUAUAAUUUUCCAUGGAUCAGUGCGAUUCAGGUGGCUUGUUUUGACAUCCAAUACAAUGCGAUUCUUGUGCUACACCAGAAUAAAAAUCACUCACACUGAACAGAUAGAAUAGAGAUCAGGAGCAUUAAACUUCUGAAGGCCGUAACUAUGAAGAUCAUCUGUGCAGGACUUCUAAAAACGGGUACUAAAUCAAUCGCCAAAGCCUUGCGGCACCUUGGAUAUACGGUGUUUGACUGGGAAGAGCAAACGUUUGACUUCCUGGAUCACUGGGUUGAUGUUUUUCAAAAUGGCGCCAAACCUGAUGUGAAGAGAGUUUACCAGAAUGCUGAUGCAUGCAUCGAUUUUCCUGGAAACUUCAUCUUCGAGGAAAUACUGGAAACUUUCCCUGACUGCAAAGUAAUUUUGAGCGAGAGAGAGGAAGGUUCGUGGAUAGAAAGUGCGGUGCGUCAGUUGGAUUCAGUGAACGCUCUACGAUCCGAGGUUGUGUCCAUGUUAUCCCCAACAGCGAGGAAAAUGGAGUACGUUUAUGAUCCGUUCCAUAAUGCGGCCAUUGGAUCCUGUGAUACGAAGUCCACCUAUGUUAUAAGAAAGCGAUAUCGUAUCCACAACCACCGUGUAAAGUCCAUUGUUCCCGCUGACAAGCUGUUAGUGUACAACGUGAAACAAGGAUGGAGGCCAUUGUGUGAUUUCUUGGAGUGCAAGGUCCCAACCAUUGCCUUCCCACAUGAAAAUAUCAAAGCUGAAAUUACUAAUAUGGUCAUGAUGACCAGGUAUGGCAAGCAGGUGAAUCGGGAAUUUCGUAAUGGUGUUUUGAAAAUCGGUUUAUUUCUUGUAGUAAUUGUAGGAGUAUUUCUUGCCACCUUUUUUAAUCACUGAGCAUAACCUCAGAAUAGUAACAGUGACAUCUUUGGA